Messenger RNA from Cololabis saira (Pacific saury), 3801 nucleotides. RefSeq names its product diphthamide biosynthesis 2 (gene dph2). The transcript is spliced from 7 exons. The record is from RefSeq and is a predicted model, not a curated record. Bases 1327 to 2796 code for a protein of 489 amino acids. Gene Ontology annotation, molecular function: 2-(3-amino-3-carboxypropyl)histidine synthase activity. Gene Ontology annotation, biological process: protein histidyl modification to diphthamide. NCBI's taxonomy places the organism in Eukaryota, Metazoa, Chordata, Actinopteri, Beloniformes, Belonidae.
CAGGAUUACAGCAGAUAGAAGAAAUAUUUUCUUUUGGUUCUUUUUACUAAUCAUAUUUCAUAGGUAACACCAUUGGGCCAUAACAACCUUAUAAAUGAUUUUGAUAAAAAUGUACAAUAUGUAAAAUUGUAGACCCUAGCUUUAAGAUAAGUUAAAAUUUGUUUUUUACUUUUCCUUCUACAUGCAUUUCUUGUUUUUACAUUCCCUCGUCUCCCCUUUUUACUUUACCUGAUGCAUUUCUGCCUCAUUAUGCAAUAGAUAUACCCUCCUGCGACAAGGAUGUGGACACCACCGGUUGCACAAUAGUCUUGAUUUUGGCCCAAUCCUGCUCCUUCCUGUUUAUUGACCAAUAGUAGAGAAGCUGGACCAAGAAGGGCAGCCUUUUUAAUUUGCAUAACGAGACAGAAAUGCAUCAGGUAAAGUAAAGAGAGGAGACAAGGGAAUCUAAAAACAAGGAAUGCAUGUAUAAGGUAAAGGAAAAACAAAAUAUAUAUUUCUGCUUUUAUUUUUAAUUAUGUCCAUACCCAGGCAAAAAUACAGACGGGAUAAACUUGUACAGCUUUUGUAAAUAUUUGUGUGUGUAUAUAUAUGAACCUGUAUAUAGUGAGAAACGUAUCAGAAAAGCUGAGAUCAGUGCAAGCUUUGACCAAGCCACUAAAAUACUUUUUACUGGUUUUGUAAUGUUUGUGUUUAUCCUCAUAUAAUAUAUUCUUAUCUAAGUAAAUUAUUGUCAAUAAAGAAACUGUUUGCUGAAAAAAAAUAUGGAAUGUGUAUUUUCUAUUAAUAUUAAUUGCAGUACUGCAAUACACUGAGGUGGCAACGGCUCAGGAGGAAGAGCUGGUUUGGUUCCUGGACUUGCAUUUCUGAUGUCAAGAUGUCUGUGUUUUUAUUUGUAUAUGAUGGUAAAAGUACUGCAUCAAAUAAGAAUAAAAAUGUUUAAAUACACUAAAGAGAUUGUGUGAUUUGUAGGGUCAACGUGCUUUGAGUGAGUGGUGAGCAAAAGAAGAAGAGCACUGUGUGGAUGGAUAUGUAUUGUUUACUGUGAUUUUAUUCUGGGCUUUAUUUUGAAAAGCGUUUGAACCGGAAGUGAUCUCAUGGGAACUAAUGUUCUGUGCUGUAGACACGUGCCUAGCUUUCCUGUAGUUAUUACAGAUUAACAAGUCCCUAAAUGGAACUGAUAACUAAGUUUACGUGGAUUUGAUAGCGUAUAUUGCAGUUCUGGAGACAGUAUUUUGUAUAUUUAUGUGAUCCACCAGCAGAGUCUGAUAAGUUAGCGGUAAAGCUAACACCCAGUGACAGCAUCAAAGGCACUUUUAUUCUAAAACCAUGAGUGAUGCGUUCAGCAGCAGCUCGGAAACUGUACUGGAGCGUGUGGUCGACGUGACGGUGAAAUCAAAUACCCCUGUGGAAAAACUCGAUGAGUUGUAUGAAAUUAAGAAGACUUGUGAGUUCAUUCACAAAAAUAACUUUCAAAAGGUUGCUCUGCAGUUUCCUGAUGAGCUGCUCGUGGAUUCAGUGGCAAUAGCUGAGGAGCUUGAGAGGACCAGUAAUGCCAAACCAUUUAUUUUGGGAGACACAUCUUAUGGCAGUUGCUGUGUGGACGAGGUGGCUGCAGAGCACGUUGGAGCCGACUGCAUCGUGCACUACGGCAGUGCUUGCCUCAGCCCGUCCAGGAGGCUGCCGUUGAUCUACAUCUUUGAGAAAAGACCAUUGGAUGUGGAGGCGUGUGCUUCCUCCUUCAGAGAGCUUUAUCCUGACUCACAGAGUCACAUCGUCAUCCUCUAUGACGUCAACUAUGAUCAUGUUAUUGAUGAUCUUCUAACGCUGAUAUCACCAGAGUAUCCAAACCUUGUUGCCUCAGAACUAGUUGUUGAAGGAGAUUUGUGUUACAGUCGAGGCCGGAUUAAAAAACGAGGGAGUGAUGAAUGUCUCUCUGGCAACCAGGUUAUUUGUCAGUUUGGGAGGCAGUUUUCCCUGAAAGACGCUUCCAGUAUAACAGAUUACAGUAUGUUCUUUGUCGGCCAGGAGGGGGCAACGUUGCGAAACUUCAUGAUGACUUGGAAUCGAUGCUCGUUUUGCUCUUUUGACCCCGUGGCAAAUAAAGGGAGGACUGAGUCGAUUAGUGUCAACCGUGCGCUGAUGAAGCGAUAUUAUGCCAUAGAAAGAGCCAAAGAUGCCGGCGUGGUCGGCAUCCUGGUGGGCACUCUCGGGGUGGCCGACUACCUCAGCAUCAUCCAGCAGCUGAAGGAAACCAUCCACAGAGCCGGAAAGAAGAGCUACAUGUUCGCCAUGGGGAAACUGAAUGUACCCAAACUAGCAAACUUUAUUGAAAUUGACAUCUUCGUGCUCGUCGCCUGUCCGGAGAACUGUCUGCUGGACUCCAGUGAAUUCUACAAACCUGUCGUCACGCCGUUUGAGAUGGAGGUGGCCUGCAACAAGAACAGGGAGUGGGCGCAGGAAUACGUCACAGAUUUCCGACAUCUGCUGCCAGGUGGACAGAGUCAUGUGCCGUUGUCUGACCAGCUGGAGGACGGUGAUGACACCGACGUUUCAUUAAUCACUGGAGCUCUGCGGAGCCAGAACCUGCUGCUUCGUGAACCUGCACAGUCGUCGUGCGGCUCGUCCGUGGUCCUGAGGAACCAGUCUCUGACUGUAGCCAGCACCAACUCAGCUGCAUCGUUUCUGGCAGGUCGGAGUUGGCGUGGUUUGGAGCAGAAGCUGGGAGAGACGCCGGUCGUGAAGGCAGUGGAGGGCAGGAGAGGCAUCGCUAUUGCCUACGAAGAGGAAGGAUCAUAAUUCACCAGCAAAACCCAACGUCUUCGUCACAUAUUUAUUGAUUAAACAAUGCACCAAAUGUAAAGAAUGUAUCUUAACUGCUGCAAUUAAUACAUAAUUAUCAAAAAAAAUACCAGGUAUCACAAGUUUCUACCACAGCAUUAUGUACUGAGUCAAAUAAUGUAAUAAAAUGUAAUCUAUCAUUUAAAUCAGUGCUUGACUUACUGGCCAUUCGCAGGGACUUCUUCUACAAAAGAUGCAGGAAAUAUCCCAGUAUUCCCAUUACACCGCCCUUCCAGCCAAUCCUGGUUUACUAAAGAAAGAGAGGCAACCAGAAAUCUGUAUCUCAAUUUGAUUGCAUGUUUUUGAGUUGUUAAAACAUGGCCAAAUGAAUGAAGCCUUACUUCUGGAGAGAAGUGUGAUUGCAUCCCCUUGUUGAAAGUUCAGAUCUUCUGGAUUUGGGGACUCGUAAGAGUGAAGUGCCACCAGCUGAGUCUGAGUCUGUGGCUCUGCGUCACUUUGCUAAAAUCACAAACACACAAAAUCAGAUCAGUGUUUAUUUUCAGAAAAGUGGAACUGAAGCUUUUUGAAAUAUGAACUCAGAUCAGAGUUGUUGGUCGAUGACUCACUGGAAGUUUUGCCUUUCAUAUUUUUAAAAAUUAAGUUGUAUUUACAUUCUUUUUAAAGGUCUAUAAAUGAAUCAGUUUUUUGAUUUUCUUCAUGGAGGCCCUACAGUUGCAGGACGACUAUGUUUGAGUAGGAGACGCGUUUGUCGAAGCUGCUAAGUUUUCAGUAGCGUCUGUAUAUCUGCCCUACUGUAAUUAAAAUGUAAAUGUUUUUAUCCUGUAAGUGUUACGUCAUGAUACUUAAAUAUUUUAUUAUAAAUAAUUCAUUACUUCCUUACCUCUUUGGUGUAACACCACAGGGUGAUGCGCCCACCGGUGGCAAGACUCCACACAUCUUGCAUCUCUGUGUCGCCAUCAAUAAGACUCUGUCCAUGUGCCUCUGAACUGAAAUUAAACAAAG